Molecule: messenger RNA, 481 nt
Organism: Lingula anatina
Lineage: Eukaryota; Metazoa; Brachiopoda; Lingulata; Lingulida; Lingulidae
Product: large ribosomal subunit protein eL19-like
Biological process (GO): translation
Cellular component (GO): cytosolic large ribosomal subunit; ribosome
Molecular function (GO): structural constituent of ribosome; RNA binding
Source: RefSeq, a predicted model, not a curated record
AUGAAAAACAAAUCAAUCACUUCACAAACAAACUAUUUAGUCCAGGUGGAGCUCUUGAGAAGAGCCGAGAAUUCGAGGUCCAAAAUACAGCUGCACUGUUGCCUGGAAAAGAUAGAUAAGAGCUCUUGUUAUUCCAGGUAUCAUGAACUGUACCUGAAGUGCAAGGGUAACGUGUUCAAGAACAAGCGUGUGUUGAUGGAACACAUCCACAAAGAGAAGGAGAGGAAGUCCAGAGUGAAGAUGCUCAACGACCAAGCUGAGGCCAGACGAACCCGCGUCAAGGACGCCCGCAAACGCCGUGAGGAGAGGAUCGCACAGAAGCACGCCGAGAUCAUGAAGUCGUACGCCAAGGAAGAGGAGGCAACCAAGAAAUAGACACCAUCUCAAAUUCCUCAAACAAAAAACUCUUGUGUACAUUUUAUAAUUUAAAAAAAUUCCGAAAACAAUGUGUACAAAAGGAAUAAAUGUCCCUCGAAGAGAA